This is a messenger RNA of Paecilomyces variotii, 3597 nucleotides long. Its product is annotated as putative endoplasmic reticulum calcium ATPase. The transcript is spliced from 5 exons. Gene Ontology annotation, molecular function: ATP hydrolysis activity; ATP binding; P-type calcium transporter activity. Gene Ontology annotation, cellular component: membrane. Lineage: Eukaryota; Fungi; Ascomycota; Eurotiomycetes; Eurotiales; Thermoascaceae. The coding region runs from base 400 to 3402 and encodes 1000 amino acids. Gene Ontology annotation, biological process: calcium ion transmembrane transport; intracellular calcium ion homeostasis. The record is from RefSeq and is a predicted model, not a curated record.
AUGAGAAAGAAGCUUCCAAUCAGUCAGCCCUGUGUAAUAAGUUUUGCGUAGUGUGACUGGUCCAGACGCAAGAAAAGAACACGUUGUGGUAGUUAUAACUUCUUCUUAUUAUUAACUAUCAUCUCUCGCAGCUCUUUUCCUGUGGGGCGUCUAAGUACCAGUGCUCUUCUCCCCGCUUGAGCUGACCUUUCUCCUUGUCGGACCUUUUGCUAGGGAAUUGCUAGGGAAUUGCCGUUUUCUUCUGCUUCUAGAUUAUUCCUAGACCGCCAGAUUAACCAGCCACCUGGCCUCCAUGUAUCUGCUCAGGUAGAAAACAGCUCGGUUUUCUAGCUCUCUACCUUACCAGUCUCUGGUACUCUCUCUCUCGUCGUUCCUACAUCUCAAUUCUUGCGGACGGCAAUGGAGCAGUCGUACCUGUUCUCCCCCGCGGAGGUGCUUCAGCGCUUCCGCGUAACGGAAGAAACGGGGCUCUCGCAGGAGCAGGUUCUCAAGUCCCGUGCGGAGUAUGGUCCCAAUGCUCUCCCCGAAGAUCCUCCAACACCGCUAUGGGAACUGGUCCUGGAGCAAUUCAAGGACCAGCUGGUUUUGAUCUUGCUAGGUUCUGCGACGGUAUCCUUUAUACUCGCACUAUUUGAGGAAGGUGACGACUGGACCGCAUUUGUGGAUCCGGUGGUGAUAUUGACCAUUCUUAUUCUGAACGCUAUCGUCGGAGUGUCACAAGAAACAAGUGCGGAAAAGGCAAUUGCAGCUCUACAGGAGUAUUCCGCGAACGAGGCCAAGGUUGUCCGCGAUGGAAAGAUCCAGAGAAUCAAGGCGGAGGAGCUGGUCCCUGGAGAUAUUAUCCAUGUGGCCGUUGGAGAUCGGAUUCCAGCGGAUUGCAGACUGCUCUCUAUCCAAAGCAAUAGUUUCCGCGUGGACCAAGCGAUCCUGACUGGUGAGAGUGAAAGUGUUGGCAAGGACACCAAACCGGUUAAGGACCAGCAAGCGGUUAAACAGGAUCAGACGAAUAUUCUCUUUUCUGGAACCACCGUCGUUACUGGCCAUGCUACCGCGGUCGUUGUUCUCACAGGUGGAUCGACAGCUAUCGGAGACAUCCAUGAAAGCAUCACGUCGCAGAUCUCGGAGCCAACCCCAUUGAAGCAGAAGCUCAACGACUUCGGAGACAUGCUCGCUAAGGUUAUCACAGUGAUCUGUGUGCUGGUUUGGCUCAUCAAUAUCGAACACUUCAGUGACCCGUAUCACGGUGGUUGGGCCAAAGGCGCCAUUUACUAUCUUAAGAUCGCCGUCUCUCUCGGUGUGGCUGCCAUUCCCGAAGGAUUGGCUGUCGUGAUCACCACUUGCCUGGCGCUCGGAACCCGUAAAAUGGCUGCGAAGAAUGCGGUCGUUCGGUCGUUGCCGUCAGUUGAGACGCUUGGCAGCUGCAGCGUUAUUUGUUCAGACAAGACUGGUACUUUGACAACCAACCAGAUGAGCGUCAACAAGAUCGUCUAUCUGGCCGAGUCUGGACAGGGUCUCGAAGAGAUUGACGUCGAGGGUACAACCUUUGCCCCCGAAGGAAACCUCAAGCGUAACGGCAAGGUGCUCGAAGAUGUUGCCGUGCAUUCGUCGACUGUCCGUCAGAUGGCCGAAGUUCUCGCUCUCUGCAACGAAGCUGUCCUUUCAUAUGAUGCAAAGAGUGGCCUAUUUUCCAACAUUGGUGAACCCACUGAAGGUGCCUUGCGUGUUCUGGUUGAGAAGAUCGGUACAGACGAUCUUGCCACCAACGAGGCCCUGAGACGUUUGCCUGCAGCCGAAAGACUGCAUGUUGCUAGCCGUUAUUUCGAGGAGCGCCUUCCAUUGAAAGCAACCUAUGAGUUCUCACGAGACCGGAAGAGUAUGUCUGUUUUGGUCGGAGACGGUAAGGCGCAGAAACUCUUGGUCAAGGGAGCCCCCGAAUCCAUCCUUGAACGCUGCUCUCAUACUCUUCUCGGUGCUGAUGGACCCCGUGUCCCGCUCACUCAGCACCACAUUAGUCUGAUAUCCGGAGAGGUCGUGGAAUAUGGAAACAGAGGCCUGCGGGUUAUUGCCAUCGCUAGCGUCAAUGACGUUGCUGAGAAUCCGCUGCUUCGCACUGCUAGUACCUCUGAGGAAUAUGCUCAACUAGAACGGAACAUGACCCUUAUUGGACUUGUUGGCAUGCUUGAUCCCCCGCGUACGGAGGUUGCUGGCUCGAUUCAGAAGUGUCGCGACGCUGGUAUCCGUGUCAUCGUUAUCACGGGUGACAACCGGAAUACGGCCGAGUCCAUCUGCCGGCAGAUUGGUGUCUUCGGCGAGUUUGAGGACUUGGAAGGGAAGAGCUUUACGGGCAGAGAGUUCGAUGCCCUGAGUGAGAGCGAAAAGUUGGAGGCCGUGAAGACAGCCUCUCUGUUCUCCCGGACCGAGCCUAGCCACAAAUCUAAACUGGUGGAUCUCCUUCAGUCUGUGGGACACGUCGUUGCUAUGACCGGUGACGGUGUCAAUGACGCACCGGCCCUCAAGAAGGCCGAUAUUGGUGUGGCUAUGGGCAGCGGAACUGAUGUUGCUAAGCUUGCGGCCGAUAUGGUGCUCGUUGAUGACAAUUUCGCUACUAUCGAGACGGCUAUCGAGGAAGGAAGGUCGAUCUACAGCAACACCCAGCAGUUCAUUCGGUAUCUGAUCUCAUCCAACAUUGGAGAGGUGGUCUCUAUCUUCCUGACAGCUGCCAUCGGUAUGCCCGAGGCUUUGAUCCCGGUGCAGCUCCUGUGGGUCAAUCUUGUCACCGACGGUUUGCCAGCAACUGCUUUGUCCUUCAAUCCUCCUGACCAUGAUGUGAUGAGGCGCCCCCCUAGGAAGCGUGAUGAGCCUCUCGUGGGUGGUUGGCUGUUCUUCCGUUACAUGGUCAUUGGUACUUACGUUGGCGCUGCUACCGUUUUUGGAUACGCAUGGUGGUUCAUGUUCAACCCUGAGGGUCCUCAGAUCUCCUUCUGGCAAUUGGCGCAUUUCCACAAGUGCUCUUCGGAGUUCCCAGAGAUUGGUUGCGAGAUGUUCACCAAUGAAAUGUCCAAGUCCGCUUCUACGGUGUCGCUUUCUAUCCUGGUCGUCAUUGAGAUGUUCAACGCGGUGAAUGCCCUGUCGUCCAGCGAGUCUCUGCUCACCUUCCCCCUGUGGAACAAUAUGAUGCUUGUGGCUGCCAUCAUUCUCUCGAUGGUACUUCACUUCGCCAUUCUCUACAUUCCGUUCCUCCAGGGCCUGUUCUCCAUUCUGCCGCUGGAUUUGACCGAAUGGAAGGCCGUUGUGGCUAUCAGUGCUCCCGUCAUCUUCAUCGAUGAGAUCCUCAAAUUUAUUGAGCGUCGGCUGUAUGUCAGCCACGUCAGCCCUGCUGCUACCAAGCCAAAGAGCGCAUGAUUAGACAGCCACUAGAGUGAGGCUGAGGACAUGUAUGAAUUAAGAGAUAGGCAGACUAUUGCUCUGUCCAAAUUCUCCUUUUUUUUUUCUUUUGGGUCUAUUGGGCUAGAUAGCAUAGACCGUACAACUACACGAAUCCGUCACGCUGUUGUAUUAGACGAUAAUGAAACUGACCUUUGUUGGCUCUAAUCUCAU